Molecule: messenger RNA, 2877 nt
Organism: Paraglomus brasilianum
Lineage: Eukaryota; Fungi; Glomeromycota; Glomeromycetes; Paraglomerales; Paraglomeraceae
Source: the annotation of a GenBank genome assembly
AUGGUCGGCCAAAUCCUAAAGCAUCCCACAUUCACUGGCUAUAGACUCGCCACCGAUGCAGUGGUCAGAUCCCCAGCUUUCAGGUCUAUCCGUUCGCCGAUAAUACGCUUGCAUCAGAUCAGACGACAUUCAACCGUGCAGGCAACGUUCAAACCGAUCGGAUCUUCUGUCAAUGUUUACAGUCUACGAGGAAGUUCACCAUUUACCUCUACCUUUCGAACUCGUGGUUUCGGGCAUGUGAACAUAGGUUUAGGUUUGAAGGGUACCCAACUUGGAGGAGUGAGACAUUUGAGUUUCUCUUCAGUUCCAAAGCUAUUAUGGACUGCCUUUAGAUUACCUGUCGCUGGUGUUACGGUUGGAGUUGCAGGUGUCGGAUAUGCGAAUUAUAAAAUACAAGAUAUGGCCAGCAAGUCACAUGAAUGGGUCUCAUCUAUAUUUAUUGACGCCAAAGACUUUGUAACCUCACUCGGUCAAGGCAUUGCCUUAGAUCUUCCUACAAUCGACGUUGGCAUCCCAUCCACCUUGAAAUCCCUUUUUACAAAAUCCUCUAAUCAACAUUCACUCGAAUCAGACCGACCACGCUUCAUUAAAAAGGAUGAUGACUCAGAUUCUAAUAAUUCUUCACCGGCUGUAGGAGCAGCCGUUGCUGUGGCAACAGCAACGAACCUGUUCGUCUCUGGUGAAAAAGACGAAGAAGAGGAUAACAAUGAGGCAAAAGUGAACGUAACAACGAAUGUACAGGAAGACCAGUUUAUGAUUUUGACGAAGAAGUUAAUUGAAGUGAGAAAUAUAUUGAUGAGUAUUGACCAUAACGAGGCACUACGAUUGCCUAGUAUUGUGGUUAUAGGCAGUCAAAGUUCGGGGAAAACUUCGGUACUGGAAGCCAUUGUUGGUCACGAGUUCUUGCCCAAGGGCUCAAAUAUGGUGACUCGCCGUCCAAUAGAGCUGACUUUGAUCCACACCCCAAAAUCCAAAGAAGAAUACGGAGAAUUUCCUCAACUUGGCCUCGGCAAAAUCCAUGACUUUAAACACAUCCAACAAACGCUUCGUGAUAUGAAUCUUGCUGUACCCGAAUCGGAAUGCGUCUCCAACAAACCAAUUGAACUUCGGAUCUAUUCUCCCAAUGUACCUGAUCUAACUCUAAUUGACUUACCCGGAUAUAUACAAGUGAAUAACAAGAACCAACCGGAGACGCUGAAGGAGAAGAUUUUUGAACUAUGUGAACAGUACAUCAAAGAGCCAAAUAUUAUUUUAGCCGUUUGCGCGGCUGAUGUAGACUUGGCUAAUUCUGAGGCACUGAAAGCAAGUCGCAAAGUUGAUCCGUUGGGUCUCCGAACAAUAGGAGUGAUUACAAAAAUGGAUUUGGUAGAACCGGAAGUCGGUGCAACAAUUCUUCGUAAUAGUGAUUAUCCCCUUCACCUCGGAUAUAUCGGCGUUGUAUGCAAGCCACCCGAGAAUCUUAACGUGCAAAAGAACAUUACUUCCGCGUUAGUUCGUCACGAAGAGAGUUUUUUUAGAAGUAAUUAUGUAUAUAGUCAGAGAGGGAUACAAGUUGGUGUCGGAACGCUGAGAAGAAAGCUGAUGGAAGUUCUAGAAGAGAACAUGGCAAAGUCAUUGUUCUCGAUCGUUGGCGCCGUUCAAGCGGAAUUGGAAGAGGCGAAGUAUCAAUUUAAAGUGCAGUAUAAUGAUAGACGCAUAACUGCCGAAUCGUAUGUUGCCGAAACCAUCGACAGUAUAAAACACAAUUUCAAAGACUUUGCACAUUCUUUUGGAAAACCGCAAGUGCGACACGAAGUUCGUACAAUGCUCGAACAGCGUGUUUUAGAUCUUUGUGCCGAACUCUAUUGGACCGACAAAAGAAUUACCGAUUUAGCCAAAUCGUCACGCGAUGAUCUAUACUGGCAAUAUAAGCUCGAUAUGUGUUCUGCUGCAUUGACAAAAAGCGGUAUCGGUCGAACAAGUACACAGUUAGUAGUCGACGUGUUACUAGCGAAUAUGGAACGUCUGGCAAGCAUGGAGCCAUUGAACAAUCAUCCGGAAACAAGUCGAAAAAUACUGAAUUUCACCAACGAGAUAUUGAGGAAUAAGUUUCAUACCACUGCGGACCAAGUAGAAAAUUGCGUAAAGCCAUACAAGUAUGAAGUUGAAUGUACAGAGCAAGAAUGGGCCGAAGGGGUUAAAAGAUCAAUAAGCUUAAUCGAGAAGGAAAUUGAUUAUUGCAAUAAGGCGCUGCAACAUCUCAAAACCACCGUUGGUCAGCGUAAACUUCGAGCUGCCAUUAAACAUGUUCUUGAUGCAGAGAAGGAAGAAGUUCGUCGUCAAGCACGACUCAAAGAUGAUUCUUCCGAUGACCACCCUGAUGCUUUACCUAGCGCGUCCACCGUUACGUCCCCACAGCUAAUAUCAGCAAACAACAUUGUUGAAUCCAACGAUACGGUCCGCUUGCAUGUUUCACCCAAACUAAUCGAGAAAGCACACGAGGCCAUAUUUCUCCGCGACCGGGCGAUAAUUCUAAAAUACCGGCUUGCUGCUCUGAAGUCUCGUCAGUGCAAAUCACCAGAGAACAAACAAUACUGUCCAGAGGCAUUCUUAAACAUGGUUGCUGAGAAAUUAACUUACACGGCUGUGAUGUUUAUUCAAGUAGAAUUGUUGACCGAAUUUUUCUUCCAGUUCCCGAGGGAGGUGGAUAAUAAGUUGGUUUACGAUUUGGAUAGAAAGCAAAUAUUGCAGUUUGCCAAGGAGAAUCCAUAUAUCAGGAAGCAUUUAGAGUUACAAGAGAGGAAGAGGAAGUUGGGAGAGGUAAUGGACAAGCUCAAUUACUUGGUGCGAAGGCAAAGAGAUAUCGAGAGCACAAAAGCACCAACAGUUGCUGUUUGA